CUACGCACGGGUGAGCCGAAGCCGCUGCUGGUGGCGGCCGCAGGAGGCGGUCGGGCGUACUUGAAGCGGCAGGACCGAGGGGGUACUCAGAUCACCGCCCAGAAACUAGAGAGCCGCUCGGUGGCGCCCAGGAGCAGCUGAAGAGGCGGGGCGGCAGGUGCAGGGAGCGGCUGGACCUCGCAGGCUCCCCAUUCCCCACCGGCGAGUCAGCGAGGAAGGGGUCGGGGCAGCCAGGGCAACGCGGAGGUCUGGGCUAAGCUUGGCUGGGUGGCAGCCGGCGGCUUCGCCGGAGGCCGCGGGGCCAGGACUGCGAGGGGGGCGGCGGCAGCGAUCUGCCAAUGCCAGGCCGAGCUCCAGUUGGCCAACUGCAUGUGCCCAGAGGGCAUGGAGCUGGCUGCAGAUGACGUCACCUGCAUGGCUACCAGGGAAGCCCUUCUCCCUCUCUGGACUCUGCCAGAAUUCUGCUGUCCACAGGAUGAGCUGGAUUUCCUCACUGAGGCGCUCAUCAUGGGUGAGUUCAGCCAUCAGAACAUCAGAAUAUGUGAGUGCAUCAGGGCUACCUCUGGCCUAAUUCUGCUGGAGUUGGUGUCUGGAGGGGACAUGAAGGGUUUCCUGAGUCAGAGCCAGCUGCAGCUGGCCCAGCCAUCACCUCUGGCCAUGCAAGACCUCCUCCAGCUGGCUCAGGACAUAGCCGAGGUUUGCUACUACCUGGAAGAAAAUCACUUCAUCCGCAGGUCGGAGAACUGCCUGCUGAGCUGCACUGGAUCCAGCCAAGUGGCCAAGAUUGGAGACUUCUGGAUGCAAGCAAUAUUUACAGGUGUAGGACCUGGGCAUUUAUUACCACAAGAGGGGCCCAGGCUCUGCAGGGGGCCCCCAGAAGCCUCCCUGGAGGGCAUCUUUGCAUCCAAGACAGACUCCUGGUGAUUUUAAAUGCUGCUCUGGGAGAUCUCACUGGGCUAUAUGCCCUGCUCUGGGUGCACCAGUCAGGAGGUGCCGACUGUGUCAUGGGGCAGGGGAGUGGGGGGUUGGCAAUGAACUCCUCUCCCCAGGUACUGUAUCAUGACUCAGUGUUGACAGCAUCCUGAACUUUGCCCUCGUUUUGCCAGCAUCUUGGAGCAUCUUCAGUACAGCACUCAGAACCCUGUUGUGCUGAAUUCACCCCUUUCAAUUGAAUUAACCCAUCAUGGAGCAGGACGGCUGGGGAGCCUGUCUUUGGUGGGCCUAAGAUCUCCACAGGCCCAGGAACUGAGUCUAGGGAGCUUGAAGAACUGGGGAGGGAGCCUCCUUGGUCCCCAGCUGCCUUUUGGCCUCAAGCCCCCUGAAUCCAGGAGUAACCAACCUUGGAACCUUUGGAAUCUCACCGGUGGCUCCUGGGUGCCACAGGGUCCUAAGGGUGAGGACUCUGGCACUGAUGGUGACAGUUCCUUCCUGCACUCCUCCCCAGGCUUCCAGGCGGCUUGUGUCCCAUGUAGCCUCUGUCUCCUGCAGUCUGGGCUGCAUGUCUGGGCCUGUCUCAGGGCUGGCCUGGCACCACUGAACUCUCCAUCCUGGAAACCAGUCUCAGGCCUCCUGGGCAAGAGCCUGGCCACUCCCAGCCUUUGA
Budorcas taxicolor (takin) is the source of this 1602-nucleotide messenger RNA. It is a transcript of the gene LTK, whose product is annotated as leukocyte receptor tyrosine kinase. NCBI's taxonomy places the organism in Eukaryota, Metazoa, Chordata, Mammalia, Artiodactyla, Bovidae. The record is from RefSeq and is a predicted model, not a curated record. Gene Ontology annotation, biological process: protein phosphorylation. Gene Ontology annotation, molecular function: protein tyrosine kinase activity.